Messenger RNA from Australozyma saopauloensis, 807 nucleotides. It is a transcript of the gene VPS28, whose product is annotated as ESCRT-I subunit protein. The transcript has a single exon. The coding region runs from base 1 to 807 and encodes 268 amino acids. Gene Ontology annotation, molecular function: protein-containing complex binding. Gene Ontology annotation, biological process: protein transport to vacuole involved in ubiquitin-dependent protein catabolic process via the multivesicular body sorting pathway. Lineage: Eukaryota; Fungi; Ascomycota; Pichiomycetes; Serinales; Metschnikowiaceae. Gene Ontology annotation, cellular component: ESCRT I complex. The record is from RefSeq and is a predicted model, not a curated record.
AUGCCAGCUCCCCAGGCUUACGCUCCAACGACAACAACGUCGCGAAGCAUUCUAGGGACACGGAACGGCGUAAACCAUGAUCAAGAAAUUACCCGCGGGUCGAUUACGAAGACGCCAGCGCUCAAAACGGUCUACGAAUCCUUAUGUGAGAUCUUCUCCGUGGUCAGCGCUCUAGAGGUGGUAGAGAAUUCGUUUGUGAAGGAUUUCUUGACCGACAAGGAGAAGUAUACCGCUACUGUGAUGCGGCUCAUCAACCAGUACAAUAUUCUCGUGCAAACAGUGACUAGCGAAGCGAAUAGCCCCACCCUAAAGGAGAUUUUGCCCGGUCUCACGGCCGACAAUGGCAAUUUUCUCACAGAGUUUCAAAAAAAGUACCGUCUACAUGCAUCUUUAGCCGCCGACCGGCUCAAAACCGGCGUUCCGGUCACCAUUGAACAGCUUCCAGCAGUACAAAAUGAACAAGGCGCACCUAACACCCUUCGUAGUAGCGUGGGUGCAAACGCGCGGUUGGUUGCCGAAGCUACCGGUAAUUUCAUAACCACCAUGGAUGCAUUGAAGCUUGAAUACAGCUCCAAGCUGCAACUCCAUCCUUUACUCAGCAGUCUAGUAAUCAGCCUUAACGAGCUAAGUACGGGGUCCGGCGCGGAGACAAAGCCCAUCGAUUUUGUGGGUAAAUCCAAGCUUGUCACCUGGCUUAUCAAGCUCAACAACUUGGGCGAUACUGAGCAGUUGAGCGCCGAGGAAAGAGAAGAUUUCCUUAUGGACCUCGAUCUGGCCUAUGGAGCGUUCUACAAUUCGCUCGCUUAA